Coregonus sp. 'balchen' is the source of this 19696-nucleotide messenger RNA. NCBI's taxonomy places the organism in Eukaryota, Metazoa, Chordata, Actinopteri, Salmoniformes, Salmonidae. The record is from the annotation of a GenBank genome assembly.
GUAUGUCGAGAUGAGUGCAUGGACACAGCGUGAUCCCAGCGAUUGAUGAUUACCCUGGAAGUGUGUGUGUUUGCGUACGUGUGUGUGAUCAGUUCAUGUUGUUGGAGCUGGUGUCAAGACUCUGAACCCAUCAUGGAGUCGGGAAAGGUAAGAUCUCUCUCCGUACACUUUUACACACUAUCUCACACACACACACACACACAUGCUCGUUUUGAGGUAUCUAAUCCAUUUAUUGAACAAACGUUGAAAGCCAAGCUGCUGGUUUUAUAAUGUAGUAAAAUCUCCGACUGUUCAAUCCUGACUGAACGAUGCUCUGUAGCUACACACAAGGACAUGAGUGUGUGUGACAGGUGUGUGUGUGUGUGUGUGAGAGAGAGUGUGUGUGUGGGCAUCGUGUGUCAUGAUUAAACCGAGGUAGGGAGAGUACCAUUGAUUUGACAGUUCAUUUGUUGAUGGCAUGACAGAGCUGGUUAUAUCAGUGAUUCAUCAUAUUUUACGUCUGUUUUUUAUUUCUGAGAAAAGCACGUCUGUAAACAGGAACAGUAACAAGCAGUAUGUAUUUUAUUCCAUCAUUGACAGACAUUUAUUAAUUUUUUAGGGGGGUAGAUCAGCUUUAAUAUUGCAGAUACAGUGGGGAGAAAAAGUAUUUAGUCAGCCACCAAUUGUGCAAGUUCUCCCACUUAAAAAAAUUUGAGAGGCCUGUAAUUUUCAUCAUAGGUACACGUCAACUAUGACAGACAAAUUGAGAAAAAGAAAUCCAGAAAAUCACAUUGUAGGAUUUUUAAUGAAUUUAUUUGCAAAUUAUGGUGGAAAAUAAGUAUUUGGUCACCUACAAACAAGCAAGAAUUCUGGCUCUCACAGACCUGUAACUUCUUCUUUAAGAGGCUCCUCUGUCCUCCACUCGUUACCUGUAUUAAUGGCACCUGUUUGAACUUGUUAUCAGUAUAAAAGACACCUGUCCACAACCUCAAACAGUCACACUCCAAACUCCACUAUGGCCAAGACCAAAGAGCUGUCAAAGGACACCAGAAACAAAAUUGUAGACCUGCACCAGGCUGGGAAGACUGAAUCUGCAAUAGAUAAGCAGCUUGGUUUGAAGAAAUCAACUGUGGGAGCAAUUAUUAGGAAAUGGAAGACAUACAAGACCACUGAUAAUCUCCCUCGAUCUGGGGCUCCACGCAAGAUCUCACCCUGUGGGGUCAAAAUGAUCACAAGAACGGUGAGCAAAAAUCCCAGAACCACACGGGGGGACCUAGUGAAUGACCUGCAGAGAGCUGGGACCAAAGUAACAAAGCCUACCAUCAGUAACACACUACGCCGCCAGGGACUCAAAUCCUGCAGUGCGAGACGUGUCCCCCUGCUUAAGCCAGUACAUGUCCAGGUUUGCUAGAGUGCAUUUGGAUGAUCCAGAAGAGGAUUGGGAGAAUGUAUUAUGGUCAGAUGAAACCAAAAUAUAACUUUUUGGUAAAAACUCAACUCGUCGUGUUUGGAGGACAAAGAAUGGUGAGUUGCAUCCAAAGAACACCAUACCUACUGUGAAGCAUGGGGGUGGAAACAUCAUGCUUUGGGACUGUUUUUCUGCAAAGGGACCAGGACGACUGAUCCGUGUAAAGGAAAGAAUGAAUGGGGCCAUGUAUCGUGAGAUUUUGAGUGAAAACCUCCUUCCAUCAGCAAGGGCAUUGAAGAUGAAACGUGGCUGGGUCUUUCAGCAUGACAAUGAUCCCAAACACACCGCCCGGGCAACGAAGGAGUGGCUUCGUAAGAAGCAUUUCAAGGUCCUGGAGUGGCCUAGCCAGUCUCCAGAUCUCAACCCCAUAGAAAAUAUUUGGAGGGAGUUGAAAGUCUGUGUUGCCCAGCGACAGCCCCAAAACAUCACUGCUCUAGAGGAGAUCUGCAUGGAGGAAUGGGCCAAAAUACCAGCAACAGUGUGUGAAAACCUUGUGAAGACUUACAGAAAACGUUUGACCUGUGUCAUUGCCAACAAAGGGUAUAUAACAAAGUAUUGAGAAACUUUUGUUAUUGACCAAAUACUUAUUUUCCACCAUAAUUUGCAAAUAAAUUCAUAAAAAAUCCUACAAUGUGAUUUUCUGGAUAAUUUUCUGGAUAAUUUUGUCUGUCAUAGUUGACGUGUACCUAUGAUGAAAAUUACAGGGCUCUCUCAUCUUUUUAAGUGGGAGAACUUGCACAAUUGGUGGCUGACGAAAUACUUUUUCCCCCACUGUAGAUUGUGGCUUCUGUCAUUGUAAUUCUGUGCAUAAUUUCCAAUCCCCCAUAUAUAUAUUUUUUGUAAAUAUGUACACUACCGUUCAAAAGUUUGGGGUCACUUAGAAAUGUCCUUGUUUUCGAAAGAAAAGCAUUUUCUUUGUCCAUUAAAAUAACAUCACAUUUAUCAGAAAUACAGUGUAGACAUUGUUAAUGUUGUAAAUGGCUAUUGUAGCUGGAAAAGGCAGAUUUUUAAUGGGAUAUCUACAUAGGCGUACAGAGGCCCAUUAUCAGCAACCAUCAGUCCUGUGUUCCAAUGGCAAUUAUGUUAGCACAGCUGAAAACUGUUGUGCUGAUUUAAAGAAGCAAUAAAACUGGCCUUCUUGAGACUAGUUGAGUAUCUGGAGCAUCAGCAAUUGUGGGUUCGAUUACAGGCUCAAAAUGGCCAGAAACAACUUUCUUCGGAAACUCGUCAGUCUAUUCUUGUUCUGAGAAAUGAAGGCUAUUCCAUGCGAGUUUCAGAAUAAAGUUAUUUGUUUCUGGCCAUUUUGAGCCUGUAAUCGAACCCACUUUUGCUGAUGCUCCAGAUACUCAACUAGUCUCAAGAAGGCCAGUUUUAUUGCUUCUUUAAUCAGCGCAACAGUUUUCAGCUGUGCUAACAUAAUUGCAAAAUGGUUUUCUAAUGAUCAAUUAUCCUUUUAAAAUGAUAAACUUGGAUUAGCAAACACAACGUGCUAUUGGAACACAGGACUGAUGGUUGCUGAUAAUGGGCCUCUGUACGCCUAUGUAGAUAUUCCAUUAAAAAUCAGCCGUUUCCAGCUACAUUUACAACAUUAACAAUGUCUACACUGUAUUUCGGAUCAAUUUGAUGUUAUUUUAAUGGACAAAAAAUUUGCUUUUCUUUGGAAAAAAAUGACAUUUCUAAGUGACCCCAAACCUUUGAACGGUAGUGUAUUUUAUUUUAAAUAUAUAUACAUAUUUUUUCCUUCUUUAUUAUUUUCCCCUAAACCUACCACCCCUUCCCUAAUUGGAGUAAACUAAUGGACAAAAAUACUUAGGCUUCCACUUCCAGUUUAUACAUACUACAUACAUUUCACGGACAGAAUAUUUUACAUUAGUUAUCUUUUGUUUGAUUUUAGUCCCAGCCUUCAGCUACCUUCAACCCCUACAAUCUAUCUCUGAAGACCAUCCCGUUUUGAUUUUAGCUGCCAUAUAUUUUUCCACUGUGUGAUGUUUCACAAAAGUUCUGAACCUUUCUAUUCUCAUAGUUUCUACAGAUUGUAAAUUAAAGAUAAAAACCUUUGCUAAGAGUAUUAUUAUAUUAUUGAUCAACUGACUAUGACUUAUCAAAUCACUUAGUAGUGCUAUUUGCAGAGUAAGCUCCAAGUAAAUGUUGCAAUUUUUUUGCCAUUCCUGAACCUGCGACCAAAAACAAGCUACAUAUGGGCAGUACAAAAACAAGUGAGUUAAGGAUUCUGUCUCUUCGUAGCAAAAUCUGCAGAGCUGGGAUUGUUGUCUCCUCCAUAUAUAUAUAUAUAUAUAACAUUCUAUUGGUUACAAGAAUUUUCUAUAAUAAUUUAAAUGGAAAAACUGGGACGAUUGGAAUCCGGCGUCGUUUUGUGUAUCAGUUCAUAGACCAUGUGCCAUGGAAUCGGUACAUCAAAAAUCUCCUCCCAACUAUUUUGCAACCUGUAUGGCGUUGUGGUCAACGUUUUGGUCCUCAAGUAAAACUGAUAUAUUUUUUAUUUUUGACAGUUUCUUUUGCCAAUUUUGGUCUUUAAUGCAGGGCAAACAAACAAGUUCCCUACCUUCUCCCUUUUCCACUUGCCUCCUCCAUUUUUGCAGUAAUGCUGCAAUCAGUUGGUUGUAAUUUUGGACAGAGCAGAAAUGUCCAUAUAUUUUUGUUAACUGCAUGUGUGACACACCUAAUUGAACUAGUCAACUAAAUAUCAAUCCCUUGAUUAGUUUAAUCAGGAAACAGUAACACUGAGUAAUGUGAAGAAGUUUUGUUGCUCUGUUAUUAACAGUAUUUUACAGCAAAUGGGACAGCAUGGUGCAUACAACUGUUUCCCUGCACACUAGGUCAGAGCAUUACAGGCACCUUUUAAUAUCUCUGUGUCCUACAGCAGCUGACAGGCACUCUAGCCCUAGCAGUGUUUUCUGCAGUCUUGGGUUCUCUACAGUAUGGAUACAGCCUGGGAGUCAUCAAUGCACCACAGAAGGUACACCCACACUGUUUAUUAUAGUAAUGAGUAAACAACUAGUAGUAUUAUAAACUUUUACUUUGUUUCCUAGGUGAUUGAGCAGCAUUAUGGGCGGUCCCUGGGGGUGCUCCCUGAGGAGCGUCUCCUAUCAGAGAAUGAUACAGAGACAAGGAAGCAGGAAGUGCAUCCGUCUGUGGUCAUGUAUUGGUCUCUGUCUGUGUCAAUCUUCUCCAUCGGGGGUGUGGUGUCGUCCUUCCUGGUGGGCUUCGUUGGAGACCUGAGAGGAAGGUGUGUGUGAGCGUCCUUACCUCCCUCUUCAUCUAUCUGUCUCAAGAUGAAACUGAAUGCGCUUGUGUGACUGUGUUUGAACUCGGGUCGUCUGUAUGCCACAAGACUGUGUUAUCCACUGAGCUAAUGCCUAUGCUGUCUGUGCAGGGUGAAGGGCAUGUUGAUGGUGAAUGUGUUAGCAGUAAUAGCAGGUCUAUUGAUGGGGAUGGCUAAGAUGUGGAAACCUCACAUCCUGGUCAUCGCUGGACGCUGUGUCAUGGGAUUCUACUGUGGUGAGUAAUCAAUAAAUGAAGUCACACACUACAACAGGAAAUAAGUAUUUGGCCCAGCUCUGUCCACUACAUCCUGAUCACUACAAGUGUGAACAAGGCUGGUACUGACUCUCUCUUCUCUCUCUCUCUCUCUCAAUUCAAUUUCAAUUUCAAUUUAAGGGCUUUAUUGGCAUGGGAAAUGUAUGUUAACAUUGCCAAAGCAAGUGAAGUAGAUAGUAAACAAAAGUGAAAUAAACAAUCAAUAUUAACAGUAAACAUUAUACUCAGAAGUUCCAAAAGAAUAAAGACAUUUCAAAUGUAAUAUUAUGUAUAUAUACAGUGUUGUAGCAAUGUGCAAAUAGUUAAAGUAGAAAUGGGAAAAUAAAUAAACAUAAAUAUGGGUUGUAUUCACAAUGGCGUUUGUUCUUCACUGGUUGCCCUUUUCUUGUGGCAACAGGUCACAAAUCUUGCUGCUGUGAUGGCACACUGUGGUUUUUCACCCAGUAGAUAAGGGAGUUUAUCAAAAUUGGGUUUGUUUUCGAAUUCUUUGUGGAUCUCUGUAAUCUGAGGGAAAUAUGUGUCUCUAAUAUGGUCAUACAUUUAGCAGGAGGUUAGGAAGUGCAGCUCAGUUUCCACCUCAUUUUGUGGGCAGUGUGCACAUAGCCUGUACAGACUCUCACUGAGUCUGUACAUAGUCAAAGCUUUCCUUAAGUUUGGGUCAGUCACAGUGGUCAGGUAUUCUGCCACUGUGUACUCUCUGUUUAGAGCCAAAUAGCAUUCUAGUUUGCGCUGUUUUUAUGUUAAUUAUUUCCAAUGUGUCAAGUAAUUCUCUCUUUGUUUUCUCAUGAUUUGGUUGGGUCUAAUUGUGUUGUUGUUGUUGUUGUCCUGGGGCUCUGUGGGGUCUGUUUGUGUUUGUGAACAGAGCCCCAGGACCAGCUUACUUAGGGGACUCUUCUCCAAGUUCAUCUCUUUGUAGGUGAUGGCUUUGUUAUGGAAGGUUUGGGAAUCGCUUCAUUUUAAAUGGUUAUAGAAAUUAACGGCUCUUUUCUGGAUUUUGAUAAUUAGCGGGUAUCGGCCUAAUUCUGCUCUGCAUGCAUUAUUUGGUGUUUUUCGUUGUACACAGAGGAUAUCUUUGCAGAAUUCUGCAUGCAGAGUCUCAAUUUGGUGUUUGUCCCAUUUUGUGAAUGUUGGGUUGGUGAGCGGACCCCAGGCCUCACAACCAUAAAGGGCAAUGGGUUCUAUAACUGAUUCAAGUAUUUUUAGCCAGAUCCUAAUUGGUAUGUCAAAUUUUAUGUUCCUUUUGAUGGCAUAGAAGGCCCUUCUUGCCUUGUCUCUCAGAUCGUUCACAGCUUUGUGGAAGUUACCUGUGUUGCGCUGAUGUUUAGGCAGAGGUAUGUAUAGUUUUUUGUGUGCUCUAGGCAACGGUGUCUAGAUGGAAUUUGUAUUUGUGGUCCUGGCAACUGGACCUUUUUUGGAACACCAUUAUUUUUGUCUUACUGAGAUUUACUGUCAGGGCCUAGGUCUUGGUUGGUAACAGAAGCACCAGAUCAUCAUCAAACAGUAGACAUUUGACUUCAGAUUCUAGUAGGGUGAGGCCGGGUGCUGCAGACUGUUCUAGUGCCCUCGCCAAUUCGUUGAUAUAUAUGUUGAAGAGGGUGGGGCUUAAAAUGUGUGUGUUUUUUGCCAAUUUUAACCGCACACUUGUUGUUUGUGUACAUGGAUUUUAUAAUGUCGUAUGUUUUUCCCCCAACCCCACUUUCCAUCAAUUUGUAUAGCAGACCCUCAUGCCAAAUUGAGUCAAAAGCUUUUUUUUAAAUCAACAAAGCAUGAGAAGACUUUGCCUUUGUUUUGGUUUGUUUGUUUGUCAAUUAGGAUGUGCAGGGUGAAUAUGUGGUCUGUCGUACGGUAAUUUGGUAAAAAGCCAAUUUGACAAUUGCUCAGUACAUUGUUUUCACUGAGGAAAUGAACUAGUCUGCUGUUAAUGAUAAUCCAGAGGAUUUUCCCAAGGUUGCUGUUGACGCAUAUCCCACGGUAGUUAUUGGGGUCAAAUUUGUCUCCACUUUUGUGGAUUGGGGUGAUCAGUCCUUGGUUCCAAAUAUUGGGGAAUAUGCCAGAGCUAAGGAUGAUGUUAAAGAGUUUAAGUAUAGCCAAUUGGAAUUUGUGGUCUGUAUAUUUUAUCAUUUCAUUGAGUAUACCAUCAACACCACAGGCCUUUUUGGGUUGGAGAGUUUGUAUUUUGUCCUGUAGUUCAUUCAAUGUAAUUGGAGAAUCCAGUGGGUUCUGGUAGUCUUUAAUAGUUGAUUCUAAGAUUUGCAUUUGAUCAUGUAUAUUUUUUUGCUGUUUGGUUCUUUGUUAUAGGGCCAAAAAGAUUGGGGGAAGUGGUUUACCCAUACAUCUCCGUUUUGGAUAGAUAGCUCUUCGUGUUGUUGUUUGUUUGUGUUUUCCCAAUUUUCCCAGAAGUGGUUUAGGUCUAUGGAUUCUUCAAUUACAUUGAGCUGAUUUCUGACAUGCUGUUCCUUCUUUUUCUGUAGUGUAUUUCUGUAUUGUUUUAGUGAUUCACCAUAGUGGAGGGUAGGCUCAGGUUUUCUGGGUCUCUAUGUUUUUGGUUGGAUCAGGUUUCUCAAUUUCUUUCUUAGGUUUUGCAUUCUUCUAAUAAAUGCCUUUCAAACCACGCUUUUAUCCCACUUAAGUGUGCGUUACUUCCCGUUCUUACGCGUUACAAUCGCCGUGCUCUACAGCUGACUACAGAGACCACUCAUCAACAUUGUCAUGUGUUAUUUUUUAGAUAUGAUAGGGAUGCUGAGAGGUCAAAUAUACUGUUUAGGUUGUUCUACUGGCCAAUUUAACCACCUUCACUAUUACAGUGGAAUGUUUUGUCCAGGAGUUGUCUAAAAGGGAUUUAAUUUGUUGUUGCCUAAUUGUUUUUUGGUAGGUUUCGACACUACUUUCCUUCCAUCUAUAGCAUUUCUUAAUAUUAUUCAGUUCCUUUGGCUUUGAUGCCUCAUGAUUGAGUAUUGCUCUGUUCAAGUAGACUGUGAUUUUGCUGUGGUCUGAUAGGGGUGUCAGUGGGCUGACUGUGAACGCUCUGAGAGACUCUGGGUUGAGGUCAGUGAUAAAGUAGUCUACCGUACUACUGCCAAGAGAUGAGCUAUAGGUGUACCUACCAUAGGAGUCCCCUCGAAGCCCCUCAAAGAGUCCCCAUUGACUAUGUACAUACCCAGUGUGCGACAGAGCUGCAGGAGUUGUGACACGUUUUUGUUGGUUAUGUUGUCGUAGUUGUGCCUAGGGGGGGAUUUGGGGGAGGGAAUGCUGUCACCUCCAGGUAGGUGUUUGUCCCCCUGUGUGCUGAGGGUGUCAGGUUCUUGUCCAGUUCUGGCAUUUAGGUCGCCACAGACUAUGUCCCUGGGUCUGGAAAUGAUUGAUUUCCCCCUCCAGGAUGGAGAAGCUGUCUUCAUUAAAGUAUGGGGAUUAUAGUGGGGGGAUAUAGGUAGCACACAGGAGGACAUUUUACUCUGUUGAGAUCAUUUCCUUUUGAAUUUCAAGCCAAAUGUAAAAUGUUCCUGUUUUGAUUAAUUUAAUAGAGUGAGUUAGGUCUGCUCUAUACCAAAUUAGCAUACCCCCUGAGUCCCUUCCCUGUUUCACACCUGGUAGUUUGGUGGAUGGGACUACCAGCUCUCUGUAACCUAGAGGGCAACCAGUGGGUCCGUCUCCUCUAUACCAUGUAUUUCCGAUUUAUUUGGUGAAGUCCAGGUUCCUGCUCUUUAGGCCAAAGGCAGAUGACCUCAGGCCUUGGAUAUUCCAGGAUGAAAUAGUGAAGGCUUUGGGUUCCAUAAAGUGUCUCUCUUCUUUCUUUCUUUCUUUCUUUCUUUCUUUCUUUCUUUCUUUCUUUCUUUCUUUCUUUUCUUGCUGAGCGUGGGGAGGUGAGGGAGGGAGGGAGGCGUAGGGAGGUGGGGGAGGGCGGGAGGGCGGAUGAGGAGGGAGGGGAUGCAUAGGUGAGAGGCGAGGAUGCUCGUGCGUAGAGUAGAUGAGAUGAGUAGAGCUCUCUUGCUCGAUCCUCUCUCUCUCUCUCUCUCUCUCUCUCUCUCUCUCUCUCUCUCUCUCUCUCUCUUCUCUCUCUCUCUCUCUCUCUCUCUCCUUCUCAGGUCUGUCCUCAGGGUUAGUUCCUAUGUAUAUAGGGGAGAUAGCUCCAAUGGCCUACAGAGGAGCUCUGGGAACCUUACAUCAACUGGCUAUUGUUACUGGUAUACUACUGAGUCAGGUAAGACUACACACACACACACACACCUAUGUGUCCGUCCCUAAUCUCUGUCCCCCUGUCACUGUCUGUGUCCAUCCCUAAUCUCUGUCCCCCUGUCUCUCUCUGUGUCCGUCCCUAAUCUCGGUCCCCCUGUCACUGUCCGUCCUUAAUCUGUCCCCCUGUCUCUCUCUGUGUCCGUCCCUAAUCUCCAUCCCCCUGUCACUGUCUGUGUCCGUCCCUCAUCUCUGUCCCCCUGUCCCCCAGGUGCUAGGUCUAGAGUUCCUCCUGGGUAAUGACUACUACUGGCCGGUGCUGCUGGGUCUGUCUGGAGCUCCUGCUGUGUUACAGUCUCUACUGCUGCCACUGUGUCCUGAGAGUCCCAGAUACCUCUACAUCAAGAGAGGCAUGGUGGAGGAGGCCAAGAAGAGUACGUACUGUAGAAAUAUCAGCUCUCUCUUAGAAAAUAUAUAUGAUCUGAAUAAGAAUAACCUGAAUAAAUAAUAAUUGAAUAAAAAUACACACAUGCUGUAUGUGCGUGCAUUUGUAGGUCUGCGUCGUCUGAAGGGAGAGUAUGACCCAUCAGCUGAUCUGGAGGAGAUGAGGAGGGAGAAGGAGGAGGUGGAGAAGGAGGCGCAAGUCUCUAUCGCCGUCCUGGUACGUUCAAUAUCUCCUCUACUGAACAUCUGGUGUAUAGCUGUCUAAUCAUGUUGGUCUGGUCCUGUAUUAAUAAUGUGAUAUGUGUCUGUAGUCCUGUAUUAAUAAUGUGAUAUGUAUCUGUAGUCCUGUAUUAAUAAUGUGAUAUCUGUCUGUAGUCCUGUAUUAAUAAUGAAAUAUGUCUGUAGUCCUGUAUUAAUAAUGAAAUGUGUCUGUAGUCCUGCAUUAAUAAUGUGAUAUGUGUCUGUGGUCCUGUAUUAAUAAUGUGAUAUGUGUCUGUGGUCCAGUAUUAAUAAUGAAAUAUAUCUGUAGUCCUGUAGUCCUGUAUUAAUAAUGAAAUAUGUCUGUAGGCCUGUAUUAAUAACGUGAUAUGUGUCUGUAGUCCUGUAUUAAUAAUGAAAUAUAUCUGUAGUCCUGUAGACCUGUAUUAAUAAUGUGACAUGUGUCUGUAGUCCUGUAUUAAUAAUGUGAUAUGUAUCUGUUGUCCUGUAUUAAUAAUGUGAUAUGUGUCUGUAGUCCUGUAUUAAUAAUGUGAUAUGUAUCUGUAGUCCUGUAUUAAUAAUGUGAUGUGUGUCUGUGGUCCUGUAUUAAUGCUAUAAUAUGCCUGUAGUCCUGUAUUAAUAAUGUGAUAUGUGUAUGUGGUCCUGUAUUAAUGCUGUAAUAUGCCUGUAGUCCUGUAUUAAUAAUGUGAUAUGUGUCUGCAGACCUGUAUUAUUGCUGUAAUAUGCCUGUAGUCCUGUAUUAAUAAUGUGAUUUGUGUCUGCAGACCUGUAUUAAUGCUGUAAUAUGCCUGUAGUCCUGUAUUAAUAAUGUGAUAUGUGUAUGUGGUCCUGUAUUAAUGCUGUAAUAUGCCUGUAGUCCUGUAUUAAUAAUGUGAUAUGUGUCUGCAGACCUGUAUUAAUGAUGUGAUAUGUCUGUGGGCCUGUAUUAAUAAUGAGAUAUGUGUCUGUAGACCUGUAUUAAUAAUGAGAUAUGUGUCUGCAGACCUGUAUUAAUGCUGUGAUAUGUCUGUAGUCCUGUAUUAAUAAUGUGAUAUGUGUCUGCAGACCUGUAUUAAUGCUGUAAUAUGCCUGUAGUCCUGUAUUAAUAAUGUGAUAUGUCUGUAGUCCUGUAUUAAUAAUGUGAUAUGUGUCUGCAGACCUGUAUUAAUGCUGUGAUAUGCCUGUAGUCCUGUAUUAAUAAUGUGAUAUGUGUCUGCAGACCUGUAUUAAUGCUGUGAUAUGUCUGUAGUCCUGUAUUAAUAAUGUGAUAUGUGUCUGCAGACCUGUAUUAAUGCUGUGAUAUGCCUGUGGUCCUAUAUUAAUGCUGUGAUAUGUCUGUAGUCCUGUAUUAAUAAUGUGAUAUGUGUCUGCAGACCUGUAUUAAUGCUGUAAUAUGCCUGUAGUCCUGUAUUAAUAAUGUGAUAUGUGUCUGCAGACCUGUAUUAAUGCUGUAAUAUGCCUGUAGUCCUGUAUUAAUAAUGUGAUAUGUGUCUGCAGACCUGUAUUAAUGCUGUGAUAUGUCUGUAGUCCUGUAUUAAUAAUGUGAUAUGUGUCUGCAGACCUGUAUUAAUGCUGUGAAUAUGCCUUGUAGUCCUGUAUUAAUAAUGUGAUAUGUGUCUGCAGACCUGUAUUAAGCUGUUGAUAUGUCUGUUAGUCUGUAUUAAUAAUGUGAAAUGUGUAUGUGGUCCUGUAUUAAUGCUGUAAUAUGCCUGUAGUCCUGUAUUAAUAAUGUGAUAUGUGUCUGCAGACCUGUAUUAAUGCUGUGAUAUGCCUGUAGUCCUGUAUUAAUAAUGUGAUAUGUGUAUGUUGGUCCUGUAUUAAUGCUGUAAUAUGCCUGUAGUCCUGUAUUAAUAAUGUGAUAUGUGUCUGCAGUCCUGUAUUAAUGCUGUGAUAUGUCUGCAGACCUGUAUUAAUGCUGUGAUGUGUGUCUGUGGUCUUCUAGGUGCGGUCGUCUCUCUACAGGCAGCAGCUGUUUGUAGCCCUGAUGAUGCAUCUCUCACAACAACUGUCUGGAAUCAACGCUGUGAGUUACUGAGAGAGAGGGAACAACUGUCUGGAAUCAACGCUGUGAGUUACUGAGAGAGAGGGGGAGAGAGGGAACAACUGUUGGAAUCACACGCUUUUGUGAUGUUACUGAGAGGAGAGAGGGGGAGAGAGAGAGGGAACAACUGUCGGGAAUCAAACGCGUGAGGUUACUGAGAGAGAGGGGGAGAGAGGGAACAACUGUCUGGAAUCAACGCUGGAGUUACUGAGAGAUGAGAGAGGGGGAGAGAGGGGAACAAACUCUAUCUGGAUAAACGUGGUUACUUGCGAGAGAGGGGGAGAGAGGAACAAAUGUCUGGACCAUCAAUGCUGGUGACGUUACUUGAGAGAGAGGAACAACUGUCUGGAACAACACUGUGAGUUGACUGAGAGAGAGGGGGGAAGAGAGGGAACAACUGGUCUGGAAUCAACACUGUGAGUUACUGAGAGGAGAGGGUGAGAGAGGGGGGAGAGAGGGAAAACACGUCUGGAAUCCAAUGCUGUGAGUUACUGGAGCGAGGGAAAACUGUCUGGAAGCAACGCGUGUGUGAGUUAUGAGAGAGAGAGUGGGAGAGAGGGAACAACGUCUGGAUCAACGCUGUGAGUUACUGAGAGAGAGGGGGAGAGAGGGAACAACUGUCUGGAAUCAACACUGUGAGUUACUGAGAGAGAGGGGGAGAGAGGGAACAACUGUCUGGAAUCAACACUGUGAGUUACUGAGAGAGAGGGGGAGAGAGCGAACAACUAUCUGGAAUCAAUUUUGUGAGUUACUGAGAGAGAGGGGGAGAGAGGGAACAACUAUCUGGAAUCAAUGCUGUGAGUUACUGAGAGAGAGGGGGAGAGAGGGAACAACUAUCUGGAAUCAACGCUGUGAGUUACUGAGAGAGAGGGGCAGAGAGGGAACAACUGUCUGAGAGAGAGAAUACAGGAAGAAAAGAGAGGGAUUGUGAAUGAGUGAGAGAGUGAAGUGUGUGUGUGUUGAGUCACCAGUGAGUGUAUUGUAUCUUUGUAUAUUGUUUUAUAUUGUUGUAUAUUGUUUUAUAUCGUUUUAACAGCAUGGAUGAGUCAGAUUGAGGUUUUUAUGACUCUGCUUUACUGAAUGGAAACAUAAUGUUUGUUUUUAUCUCUUUAGAUCUUUUAUUACUCAACAGCCAUCUUUGAGAGAGCAGGAGUCACCCAGCCUGUCUAUGCAACCAUUGGAGUAGGAGUUAUCAAUACCGUCUUUACUAUGGUGUCGGUACGGAAAGACACACACGCACACGCACACGCACACGCACACACACACACACACACACACACACACACACACACACACACACACACACACACACACACACACACACACACACAGACACACACACACACACACACACACACACAUAGACACACACGCACGCACACGCACACACACACACACACAUAGACAAACCAUUUGUAGGUCAGUGAUGCAAACAGUCAUACUGUUUAAGUGAACUAAAAUUUGUGUGUGUGUUGCAGGUGGCCCUAGUGGACAGGGCCGGCCGACGGACAUUGACUCUGAUUGGUUUAGGAGGGAUGUGUAUCUGUGCCGUCGCCAUGACAGUCGGCCUCGUCUACCUGGUAUGACCAAUCAAAAUGAAUUGUCUCUAUCUCUCUACCAAUAGGGUUUCAGUAUUUGAGAGUUACAUUUCCUGUCUGUAUAUGACUGUUUCCUAUGUUUGUUAACCAUCUCUUGUUCCUCCAGAGUAAAAUAAUUUGUAUUUAUUUAUUUUAUUUAACCUUUAUUUAACUAGGCAAGUCAGUUAAGAACAAAUUCUUAUUUACAAUGACGGCCUACUAAAAGGCAAAAGGCCUCCUGCGGGGACGGGGGCUGGGAUAAAAAAUAUAUAUAUAGGACAAAACACACAUCACGACAAGAGACACCACAACACUACAUAAAGAGAGACCUAAGACAACAACAUAGUAUGGCAGCAACACAUGACAACACAGCAUGGUAGCAAAACCACAUGACAACAGCAUGGUAGCAACACAACAUGGCAGCAGCACAACAUGAUAGCAGUACAAAACAUGGUAGAAACAUAAUUGGGCACAGACAACAGCACAAAGGUAAGAAGGUAGAGACAACAAUACAUCACGCAAUGCAGCCACAACUGUCAGUAAGAGUGUCCAUGAUUGAGUCUUUGAAUAAAGAGAGGGAGAUAAAACUGUCCAGUUUGAGUGUUUUUUGCAGCUCGUUCCAGUCGCUAGCUGCACCGAACUAGAAAGAGGAGCGACCCGGGGAUGUGUGCGCUUUGGGGACCUUUAACAGAAUGUGACUGGCAGAACGGGUGUUGAAUGUGGUGGAUGAGGGCUGCAGUAGGUAUCUCAGAUAGGGGGGAGUGAGGCCUAAGAGGGUUUUAUAAAUAAGCAUCAACCAGUGGGUCUUGCGACGGGUAUACAGAGAUGACCAGUUUACAGAGGAGUAUAGAGUGCAGUGAUGUGUCCUAUAAGGAGCAUUGGUGGCAAAUUUGGUGGCCGAAUGGUAAAGAACAUCUAGCCGCUCGAGAGCACUCUUUGCAACGGUUGGUGUGAGGUGUGACCCAGGUGCGGUGCAGGUUAGACAGUAGGCGGUAGGCAGAGAUGAUGAAACAAGGAACUUUACUGAUGGUCCCGAAGUCAGGAUACACAAUUACGGACUUUACACAAAAAAGAAAGGCGGAGCAAAGAACACUCCAAAAAACAGGCAGGCAACCAAAAAUAUGAAAUACUCACUAUGACUGAAAUAAUAACUAAACAGGGAGAACACUUCUAACGUCCCUGUCCAUACGUCCCGCGAUCAGACACUGAUUAGUACUGCUUGGCAUAGUGAAACUAGCAGGGAAUAAAUACACAGGUGAAUCAGAUAGACACAGGUGACACCAAUAGGAAGACACCUAGUGGGUCGCUCCGGAACUGCGACCCCCUCCUGUAACAGUGCCCACCUCCCCCAGACGAACUGCCCCAGCCGUUCACCUCUGUUGUUAUCAGCCCUGGGUCCAGAAUGUCCCUCCUGUGCACCCAGGAAUUGGAGACCCCUCCCCAUCCGCCGGCAGUCCAGGAUCCGGUCCACAGUAAAAGCCGGCUGCCCUCCGACGAGGCGCAGUGGGGGGAACAGGACGAGGAGGGGGAGCCAGGGGACAGGUGGUGACUGACUUGAGGAGGGACACAUGGAAUGUGGGAUGCACCCGCAUGGUGGGGGGAAGUUGCAGGCGGUAGGCCACUGGGUUGACUCGCCGGACCACUCUGAAUGGCCAGACGAACUGGGGGGACAGCUUCCUGGACUCCACGCGGAGGGGAAGAUCCUGCGUGGAGAGCCACACCCUCUGUCCCGGGCGAUGCCUGCGGUUGGCCUGGAGUUGAGACCUGACCGAGGCUCGCUUAAGAGCCGUCCGUACCUGCCUCCAGGUUCGGCGACAGUGACUGAUGUGGGCCUGGACCGACGGGACCGCCGCCUCCUCCUCUUGCUCGGAGAAUGGGGGGGUUGGUACCCGUAUUGGCACUGGAAGGGGGACAGGCCGGUGGAUGAGCAGAGAUGGGUGUUGUGGGCGUACUCUGCCCACGCCAGUCGUUGACUCCACGUAGCUGGGUUGCUGGAGGCGUAGCACCUCAGCACCACUUCCAGAUCCUGGUUGACGCGCUCCAUCUGCCCAUUCAACUGGGGAUGGAAGCCGGAAGACAAGCUGACGGAGGCGCCGAGGCAGGUGGCGAACACCUUCAAGAACCUGGAGGUGAACUGAGGGCCACGAUCCGACACCACAUCUUGGGGAAGGCCAUGGACCCGGAAAACGUGCUGCACCACCAACUUAGCCGUCUCCCGGUGGAAAUGAAAUCCAACGAGAUGUGGAACCCCGGGCACUUGGGCAUAGGCGGGGGUCGGAGCAGCCCUGCCACGGGCUGACGUGAGCGCGCACACCGGGCUAGCAGCCACGAAGGCGCGCGUAUCCCCAUCAGCAGAUGGCCAAGAACCUCCUAUGCAGGAACUCCAACGUCCUGGCGCCCCACGGAUGGCUGGUGAGGUCAGACGCGAGCGCCCACUGAAGCAGUCGCGAGCGCGCAGCCUUGGGUACGUACAUCCUCCCCGAUGGACCUCCUCCCGGAUCGGCUGCUCUGACCAGCCUAUCGAUUCCCCACAAAACUGGGGCAGCAAUCAGGACAUUGGGGACAUUUACAUUUUACAUUUUAGUCAUUUAGCAGACACUCUUAUCCAGAGCGACUUAGAGUUAGUGAGUGCAUACAUUUUUCAUACUGGCCAACCGCGUUGCAAACGCCAUGCUCUACCAACUGAGCUACACGGGGGGGCAAUGGGGUCGUCCCUCUCCACCAGGUCCACGGGGUCGAACUGCCGGGAGAGCGCAUUAGGCUUGGUGUUCUUCAACCCCGGACGGUAUGAGAUGGUGAACCGGAACCUGGUGAAGAACAACGCCCACCUGGCCUGGCGCGAGUUGAGCCUCUUGGCUCCCUGACUGUAGGCUAAGUUCUUGUGGUCAGUCCAUAUGACAAAUGGAUGGGCGGCCCCCUCUAGCCAAUGUCUCCACUCCCCCAGGGCGAGAUUGACCGCUAGCAGCUCAUGGUUCCCCACGUCGUAAUUCCGCUCCGCAGGGAACAGCCGACAGGAGAAAAAUGCGCAGGGGUGAGUCUUACGGUCCGAGAAGGAACUGCUGAAACAGGAUUGCUCCCACCGCAACGUCUGAAGUAUCCACCUCCACAAUGAACGGCAGGGACGGAUCAGGAUGCCCGAGGACCGGGGCCGAUGUAAAACGGCACUUCAGCACAUCAAAUGUGUUCCCCACUUCCGGGAUCCAGGCGAAGGGGAGUGGCUAGGGAGCUAAAAUUGCGAAUGAACCGCCUAUAAAAAUUUUCACUCAUGUCCUUCGAAAAUAUGAGGAUAUCAUCCAAAUACACGAAGAUGCUGUAGUCGAGGAGGUCCCGGAGCACGUCAUUGACCAACGCCUGGAACAUCGCAGGCACGUUGACUAGACCAAACGGCAUGACUUGGUACUCGUAAUGCCCACUGGGUGUGUUAAACGCCGUCUUCCACUCGUCCCCCUUCCGAAUCCUCACCAGGUUGUAAGCACUACGUAAGUCCAGCUUGGUGAAGACCCGGGCUCCCUGCAACGACUCGAAUGCCGUCGUCAUCAGGGGGAGUGGGUAGCGGUUCUUAACCGUGAUGUCGUUGAGCGCCCGGUAAUCAAUGCACGGCCGCUGUCCACCUUCCUUUUUCCCCACGAAGAAGAAGCCUGCACCCGCUUGUGAGGUAGAGGGACGGAUGUGACCCUCGACGAGUGCCUCGUUGAUAUACUCCCUCAUGGCCAGUGUCUCCAGCCGGGACAAGUAAAACAAUCGCCCUCGUGUGGGCAUGGCGCCCGGCAGGAGAUCGAUAGCACAGUCGUAUGGCCUAUGAGGAGGUAGGCCCUUGGCAUGCCUCUUACUAAACACCUCCCCCAGAUCCCAAAACUCCCGGGAAACGCCUGCCAGGUCUGUGCUGGUGACGGAGUCUGUAGCCGCCAUCCUCCCAGUGGCAACCACCGCUAGGGCGGUAGGCAGUUCGGAAUGCGGGACCUGGGGAAGACGUGAGGACUGGUAGGUGGUCUGGGACAGUAGUUUGGGCUGAUGAGUGGUCGGUGGAGACCGGAACAGGACGGGGGCGGUGCCUCCCUUCAGGAUGAGCCGCCCCGUGGACCAGUCUAUCCGGGGUUUGUGGGUGACCAGCCAGGGGAGCCCGAGGACGAGGGGACACGCCAGAGAGUCCACAAUGAAAAACUGACAUCCUCCCAUAGCCCCCCCGCGUCCAUCCGGUUUCUCUCAGCCCCAGAAUCCACCAGUGCAUGCACCCGACGCGCAGCGCGGGCCCACUGAACCCUGACAGGGAGAAAAGUCUGGGAGUCUCUGGAGUUGAGGUUUCGGUUCCGGCUUGCUAGCACCCCUCCCGAUACUAGCGAGCCCUCCCAUUUCCCGGCUUCUCCGGGCAUGAGUCGCAGUGGUGACCUGCCUGGCCGCAGUACAGGCAACGUCCCUGGCGCAGACGCCUCUGCCUUUCCAUCCUGGACAGGCGCAUCGUACCCAGCUGCAUAGCCUCCUCCUGAGGCGUCUCCUCCCUGAAUCGGUAGAAAGCCUCUGGGCUGAUAGGGGGACGCGGAGGCGCGCCUUGCGUCAUGCCUCUCUUGUGCGCCCUCUUACGACGCCGAUUGUCUACCCGCACCGAGAGGUCGAUGAGGCCGUCCAGUCACUCAGGCAGCUCCCUGAAGGAGAGUUCGUCCUUCAUCCCCUCUGAUAGCCCCUUAGCGUAAAGGACGACCAGGGCGGCCUCCUCCCAUCCUGCCUCUCGAGCCCAGGUCAGGAACUCCAUGGAGUAGUCCGCCACCGAACAGUCAACCUGCCAACAGGCCGUGAGCUGCCUCCCGGCCUCGUGCCCCGACACCACCCGAGAGGUGUCGAACACCUUGCGUAGCUCCCGGGUGAAUAGGUAGGAAUCGGAGCACGCCGGAGUUUGGCUCUCCCACUCCGUAAUCUAGCAUGGGUAGGAUGGUUCAUCUGAAUCAGGGUUAGUUUGUCAGCUGGGGUGAAAGAGGAGCGAUUACGAUAGAGGAAACCAAGUCUAGAUUUAACCUUAGCAUGCAGCUUUGAUAUGUGCUGAGAGAAGGACAGUGUACCAUCUAGUCAUACUCCCUAGUACUAAGCUCUAAACCCUCAGAGGUAGUAAUCACACCGGUGGGGAAGGGGGUAUUCUUCUUACCAAACCACAUUACCUUUGCUUUGGAGGUGUUCAGAACAAGGUUAAGGGCAGAGAAACCUUGUUGGAUACUAAGAAAGACUUUGUUGUAGAGUGUUCAACACAUAAUCCGGGGAGGGGCCAGCUGAGUAUAUGACUGUAUCAUCUGCAUAUAAAUGGAUGAGAGAGCUUCCUACUGCCUGAGCUAUGUUGUUGAUGUAAAUUGAGAAGAGCGUGGGGCCUAGGAUUGAGCCUUGGGGUACUCCCUUGGUGACAGGCAGUCUGAGACAGCAGAUGUUUUGACUUUAUACACUUUACUCUUUGAGAGAGGUAGUUGGCAAACCAGGCCAAAGACCCCUCAGAGACACCAAUACUCCUUAGCCGGCCCACAAGAAUGGAAUGGUCUACCGUAUCAAAAGCAUUGGCCAAGUCAAUUAAAAUAGCAGCACAACAUUGCUUAGAAUCAAGGGCAAUGGUGACAUCAUUUAGGACCUACAAGGUUGCAGUGACACAUCCAUAACCUGAGCAGAAACCAGAUUGCAUACCAGAGGUAUUCUCUUCUCCUCUCCUCCCCAGAGUGUCUACUCCUGGAUGUCCUACGUCAGCAUGUCGGCCAUCUUCCUGUUUGUGUGUUUCUUUGAGAUCGGCCCUGGUCCCAUCCCCUGGUUCAUCGUGGCUGAGUUAUUCAGUCAGGGCCCCAGGCCUGCUGCUAUAGCUCUGGCUGGCUGCACCAACUGGACCAGCAACUUCAUCAUAGGCAUGACCUUCCCUUACAUAGAGGUAAGAUGCAUGGGCGGACGGACAGACGGACUGCGGGACGGACAGACAGAUCGACAGACCCAUUAACUUACCCUCCAUCUCUCUCUCUCUCUCUCUCUCUCUCUCUCUUUCCCUCUACCCUCCACCUCUCCCGCCAGGCUCUGUGUGGUAGCUAUGUGUUCGUCCUGUUUGCGGUGCUGUUGUUUGGCUUCACUGUGUUCACCUACCUGCGUGUGCCGGAGACCAAAGGGAAGACAUUUAAGGAGAUAGCAGCUGUGUUCCAGAAGGGAAGGAAACAGACAACAGGAACCAAGAAGACUGGAACUGGUACUGGAACUGGUACUGGUACUUCCACCGAGCUGGAGCAGCUCAAAUCAGACUCCCACGCCUGA